UAUGAUAACUUAUUCAGCUAGCCAUCCUCUCCAGCGAGAUGUUUUUGGCAGUUCUCCACUACGCUUUGGUUGAUCGUCGUCGUCGCACUCCAACAACCACAGGCACGUUGCGCGCACAGAUGACGUAAGCACCGCUUGAUCUACUGAAAACACUGGAGCGUUUACUGGCAUCAGAAAAAGCACAGCCAUGAACUGGAACAAAGGUGGUCCGGGUGUGAAGCGAGGGUUUGGGUUUGGAGGUUUUUCCCUUGCAGGGCGAAAAGAAGAACCCAGCCUUCCUCAGAAAUCUCACACAACAUUUGGAGGACCUCCAGGAUCAAGUGGAUAUGGGAGGGGCCAGCAGCUCCCAUCGUUCUACAAAAUAGGGACAAAAAGAGCUAAUUUUGAUGAGGAAAAUGCGUAUUUUGAAGAUGAUGAGGAGGAAUCCAGCAGCAAUGUGGAUCUGCCGUACAUCCCAGCUGAGAACUCACCCACACGGCAGCAGAUGCAGUCUGGUGGUGGGUCAGACAGUGAAGAUGACCCACUGGAUGCCUUCAUGGCAGAGGUUGAGGACCAAGCAGCUAAAGACAUGAGGAAACUGGAGGAAAAGGAAAAGGAGAAAAAGUCAGCCAAGGGUAUUCGUGAUGACAUUGAAGAAGAAGAUGAACAAGAAGCCUACUUUCGCUACAUGGCAGAGAAUCCCACAGCCGGGCUGACCCUGGAGGAAGAGGAUGAAAACAUUGACUAUGACAGUGAUGGUAACCCAAUCGCCUCUACUACCAAGAAAAUAAUCUUGCCGCUUCCUCCCAUUGACCACUCCGAGAUUGAUUACCCACCCUUUGAGAAAAACUUCUACAAUGAGCAUGAAGAGGUCAGCAACUUGACUGGAACCCAAGUGUUAGAGUUAAGGCACAAAUUGAACCUACGGGUAUCUGGUGCUGCCCCUCCAAAACCUUGCACUAGCUUUGCCCACUUCAACUUUGAUGAGCAACUAAUGCACCAAAUCCGCAAGUCUGAGUACACUCAGCCCACACCGAUUCAGUGCCAGGGUGUGCCCAUAGCUCUGUCUGGACGUGACAUGAUUGGUAUUGCAAAAACUGGCAGUGGCAAAACUGCAGCUUUUAUCUGGCCCAUGCUGGUUCACAUCAUGGACCAAAAGGAACUGGAGGCAGGAGAAGGGCCCAUCGCCAUCAUUGUGUGUCCCACCAGAGAGCUUUGUCAGCAGAUCCAUGCAGAAUGUAAGCGUUUUGGGAAAGCCUACUCUUUGCGUUCUGUGGCGGUUUAUGGAGGAGGCAGCAUGUGGGAGCAGGCCAAAGCUCUGCAGGAGGGAGCCGAGAUUGUGGUGUGCACUCCGGGUCGUCUGAUUGACCACGUUAAGAAGAAGGCCACGUCCCUGCAGAGAGUGUCAUAUCUGGUGUUUGAUGAGGCAGAUCGCAUGUUUGAUAUGGGCUUUGAAUAUCAGGUUAGAUCUGUUGCUAGCCAUGUCCGCCCAGACAGACAGACCCUUCUGUUUAGCGCUACUUUCCGAAAGAAGAUAGAGAGACUGGCCAGAGACAUCUUGGUAGAUCCUAUUCGUGUGGUGCAGGGAGACAUCGGAGAGGCCAAUGAGGAUGUCACCCAGAUGGUGGAGAUGCUGCCCAGCUCGACAGAUAAAUGGGGAUGGCUGACUCGGCGGCUGGUCGAGUUCACCUCCUCCGGCUCAGUUCUUAUCUUUGUUACCAAGAAGGCAAACUGUGAGGAACUGGCUACUAAUCUGACCCAGGAGGGCUACAGCCUGGGCCUACUACACGGAGACAUGGACCAGAGUGAGAGGAACAAGGUCAUCAGCGACUUCAAGAAGCAGAAUUUGCCUGUUCUGGUGGCCACUGAUGUAGCUGCUCGUGGUCUGGACAUCCCAUCCAUUCGCACAGUGGUGAACUACGACGUGGCACGAGACAUCGACACGCACACACACAGGAUUGGUCGAACUGGUCGCGCUGGUGAGAAGGGUGUCGCUUACACUCUCCUCACCAACAAAGACACCACAUUUGCUGGUGACCUCGUGAGAAAUCUAGAGGGAGCUAAUCAAGCCGUUUCCAAAGAACUGAUGGAUUUAGCCAUGCAGAAUCCCUGGUUCAGGAAAUCCCGAUUCAAGGGUGGUAAAGGAAAAAAGAUGAAUAUUGGUGGAGGUGGUCUUGGUUACAGAGAGAGACCAGGCCUGGGGGCUGAAAGUUCUGAACGCAGCAGCAGCUUGUUGUCUUCCACUAGUAACUUUGAAGGUUACAGCAAACCAGCCACUGGGGCUAUGGGAGAUCGCAUGUCUGCGAUGAAACAAGCCUUCCAGGCUCAGUAUAAAAGCCACUUUGUGGCUGCGUCCAGCGGCCCUCCAAAGCUCACCACCAAGUCUAAUAGCUCGUCGUGCUGGACCAGUGCCGGCAGCCUGAGCUCUGUGCCGACUGAGUCCCCCAACAGUUCAGAAAGGUCCCAGAGCGCCGCCUUGUCCAUGUCUGGCUUCACCAGCGCUGGCUCCCUGAGCUCUGUGCCCACCAGUCAAACCAGUUCACAGCCGAGCUACCCUCCGCCUGCACCUCCCCCACAGAGAGACAUCCCACGAGACAGACACGGGGAGGACCGAGGGCGCCACGAUAGUUACCACCGCCACAGCGACAGGAGCGAUCGACACAGUGGAGAGGAUCGCUAUGGAGACCGGGAUCGGCAUGGAGACGGAGACCAGGAUCGGCAUGGAGACGGAGACCGGGAUCGCUAUGGCGACAGAGAUCGUGACCGCCACGGGGACCGGGACCGCUACAGCAGCAGCAGCCGCCACAGCGAUAGUCGCAACGGUGAUGCGAGCAAGAGGGACAGAGAUGACCGGAGGAGUGAGAGGGAUGGGGGAGACAGGGGGAAUGGGGAGGGCAGGGACAGAGGAGAUGAUAGCUUUGCUGUCCCUGAACCACCAAAGCGUAGAAAGAGCAGGUGGGACAACUGAAGAAAAUAAAAUAAACCCAUCAAUAGAAUAAUAUGUGCAACCAACUGCUCGAUGAUGAGCUUGUCUGUUGUGUAGGCAGAUAGCAGAGCAUAUCAGAGGCGGACAAAAGCACAGGACUGUAGGGGGAAUUUUGUGGACUUAUUUCAAAUAAUAGUGUACUGACGCUUCUGUCAGGUUGGUUAGGACCUCAUGAUUUGGUCAGCGCUCAACAGAGUGUGUCAGACAGAUAAACACAAACAGCUCAGAGACGGUCACUGUACAUAUAGGACAUGUUGGUUUUUGCUUUGUUUCCCAUCACUGAGCUCCUAACAUUAUUUUGUGCUUGCAAACCUGAAGCUUUAUUUUUGCCAAGUGUGUUUGUGUGUUUGCAUUUUGUUAAUCUAAAAAACUAACUUGUAACUUCACAGUCACACACGUACACGUUUAAACUAUGUAUAGCUCUUUUUGUGUCUUGUAUUCAAGUUCUAGUGAAGUGCCUUUCUUUGGCAUUUAGUCUGUCUAUGCUUUUGAAAUGUUUUUCAAGAAGAUGCAUUUGUUUGUAUGAGAGGAAGUGUUCAAACAUGGAAAAUGUGAUAUUUUGAUUAAAAGACUCCUUUGGCAUCUA
Perca flavescens (yellow perch) is the source of this 3551-nucleotide messenger RNA. It is a transcript of the gene ddx42, whose product is annotated as DEAD (Asp-Glu-Ala-Asp) box helicase 42. The transcript has 18 exons. Lineage: Eukaryota; Metazoa; Chordata; Actinopteri; Perciformes; Percidae. Gene Ontology annotation, molecular function: ATP binding; RNA helicase activity; nucleic acid binding. Bases 188 to 2947 code for a protein of 919 amino acids. The record is from RefSeq and is a predicted model, not a curated record.